ACCGCAGAAAAGAAAAUUCAUUCAAAAUUCCUAGCUAUUGCCGAGCCGCAGUCAAUGCAUGUUUUUGGUGUCAGAAAAUCACUACAGCAACCCAGAAAUGACACGAAAGGUCCCUGGGAAUAGCUAGCAAUCAUAUGGCAUAAAUAAUUUACCCAGGGUUUCCAAAUGCGAAUGAAAUUUUGGGUCGAAUUUCCUCGAUAGGUAUACGGCACACCUAAGCAAGUUGCUAUGUCGGAGGAAGCAAAAAACACUAAACCGGCAGCAAUGUCGAUGGAUUCUUUCCGUGCUAAGAAAGCAGGGACUUCUUCAACAAGUAGCCCAAAAUCAAGUCGACCCGGUCGUUCGUCUCUUGCAAGCUCUACCGAUUCGAUAACACAAACGUCAAAUGCAAGGCCAAGUAGUGCUUCAAAACAGUCGAAUUCACGCACCAGGUCUGCAUCAGUGGAGAAUUUAGAUAUGUCUCUGCAGCAACGACAGGAUAAGGUAAAGCAAAUGCGAGAGAAACAGGCGGAGGAGAGAAAACGUAAAAACGAGGAACGGCGGCUUGCAUUUGAGGAGAGAAAACGGCAGAAAGAGGCGGAGGAAAAGUUAAAAUGGGAAACUUUGAAGGAUCAAACUGCUAAACAGCGCCCAGGAACUGGGAGAAAGUUGCCAAUUGUCCCUACUUCUAGACCUUCCAGUGCACAAUCCAGGCCGACUGGACUGCCUAAGCCAUUAAAAGCAAGUGCAAAUCUAGGGGCAGGGCAAACUAGUGGGAGAACACCUAGUCCAGUGAAAAGUCCUGGACAUUCUAGUUCAAGUUUAUCGUCCGAGUCAAGUCCAAAGCAUUCACCAUCAGCAACGCCAUCUACAACAAGGAGUAAAGCAUCCUUAGGAAAGGCCACUUCAACUACUAAUUUGGAUUCAGCUUCACGUAGGUCUAGUUCAGGUAAUUUAUUAAGACCUACGUCAGCAUCAAACUCUAAAUCAAGGCCAUCCUCAUUAUAUAAUCAUUCCAGACCAUCUACUGCUAAAAGUUGUGACUCUUUGGCUCCUGGGACUAGAACUGUGAAAAAGGCACAAUCAACAAGUGCAUUGCACAACAUCGGACUGGAACGCUCUACUUUGCAUUCACCUAAAAAGCAUGCUAAAGAAGCACCCAAGCCUAAGGCUGGUAUGUUAGAUGAGGCCACUGCUAAGCAGGCUUUAGCAGAACGGCGUAAAAAGGCAAGAGAGGAGGCAGAGAGACAGGCUAAGUUAGAUAAAGAAAAAGCAGAAGAGGAGAGGAAAUGCAAAGAAGAAGAGGAAAAGAGGUUGGCUGAAGAAAUGAGAAAGGAAGAAGAAAGGCAAAGAGAACUAGCCGAGUUACUACGGCAACAGGAAGAGGAAAGAAUGCAGAAGGCCAUGGAAGAGAAGGAAAGACACGAUCGUGAGGAAGCGGAAAGGUUAGCUGAGGAACAAAGGAUGAAAGAGGAGGAACGCAAGGAGCGUGAAGAACAGGAAAGAAUAGCUCGCGAGGAAGCAGAGAAGAAAGCAAUUGAGGAUGAAGAAAGGCGUAAACAGGAGGAGAUCGAGCGCCAAGAGAGGCGAAGGCGUGUCGAACAGAUCAUGAGCCGUACGAGGCAUGGUCGGACAGGAUCUCCUGGUAGUGAGGCAGAGCCCUUGACUAGUCCAACACAGGAAUUAAAUGACAUGGAUGUAGAAAGCACCAAACGUAAAGUGAGUGAGAUUCUACAGAAAGUCCGGUCAAGCAGUCCCCAUCAAGAAUUGUCGAAACCAGAGUCUGCAACUCCCACUUCAUCCGUAGAUGGCGACUCUAACCACGAAGACGAUGAAGAAGUGGCCCCCUCCCCUGGCCUUAUGCGGCCUAUUGAUAGUGCUGAGAACAUCUUAAAGACAAUAGGAGUUCAAAGCGAGAGCACAAAGCCAAAAGCUGAAACAGACACUUGUUCUGAUGACACUGUUGUCAAAGUUAGAGUGAAAAUUUCAGAGACUAAGACCCAAGUCCACGUGAAUGGAAAAGAAGUGCAACAGAAUCUUAGUGAAAAGAAUGGACAUGGUAUAGAGAUGGACAAAGAGAACGAUAAAGUAGAUGUUCAGUCUAUUGAAGUGGAUAGUGAGCAUGUAGUGGACGCCCCAUCGAUAGUGGUUGAUAGUGUGGAUGGAAACAAUUCUUAUUCGGACAGCACUUCUGUUAUUGGUGUCGAACAGAGGGAGAUCACAGAUGUGAGGCUGCAUAACCAAGGUGACUGCACUCGGUGUGACAGCAGUGACGAGGAGUGCCAGCAAUGGAGAAAGACUGAAUCUCUGAUGGGUAAUAAGGAAAAAGAGACUAGUGAGCGCCUGGAGAAUGCUGGAAUAGUUGCUGAGGGUGUAGAUGACGAGGAAGAGGAACAAUUGUGGAGGGUAGUUGAGGGUGGCUUUAGGCUCUCAGAUGUUGCAUAAGGCAAGUUCUACCUAGGAUUUGAUUUACCUUUGAAGCAAUGAACAUUGCUCCUGCAAUUUCGAGUAUGCUGUGAACACUCGUAGACAAACCCCAGCCUGUUUAUUGCUUUUUGGCUUUCUUUCAAAUGAAAUUGCAUUUUAAGCUCUUUGCUGGGCUAAUAGAUUAAUGCUUGAAGUAAGAUGGUGUGACUGGAAACAAUCUUAGAGUUGCCUUAAAUAACAAAAAUGAAGUUUUGUAAAGGAAUCCCGGCAGCCUGUGUUCACUGAAUGCUCAAAAUCAUUGUAGUUCUUGCUGAUAUUUUUAGUUUACACAGUGGGUACAACUUCAAAACAACACAGUACAACAUCAGCCUUUGUCAGUAAAAAUCUGUUUGUGGCAUUUUGAACAAGAUAAAGAAUAAAAAAGGGAGCUUGUUGGUUCAAAAAGGAUUUUAAAGCCGCAUCUUCACCAGUUUACUUCCGGUUGAGUAUGUAACAAUCUCCGAUGAUCAAAAUAAAGGCAGUGGCAGUGUGUCUAUUGGGAGUUUCUUCAAGGAUGUGACUGGUGUCUGUUUAAUAGCGCGGAUUCUAAUAUUCUUUUGUAUUUUGUCAGUUGAGGUUUCGGGCCUCUGGAAGUAAACUGGUGAAAAUGCGGCUGUAAGGGUCAAGUUUAAACAGGGAAGAAACCAUUUUGAAAUAAUGCAUAGAUGACAGUGCUUAAGUGCCAUUUCAAAACCAAAAGGCUGGCUUAACCGCGCGGUACUGGAACUAGUCUUGCGUUUUUCAGCACUGGCUGCAUAGAUAUGACCUUUGGUCAGUCAGACAAGUACACUUUUUCGUCUCAGGUCAGAUCAGGUGGUCACAUUUCUGGAUACAAAUGUGUAGGUGCUCCUUUAAAAAGCCAAAAUCUGAAAUAUUGUCUUUUCAAAAUUGCUGGUACAAAUACUGUCAGCUUUUCUGAUCACACUAUUAAACUAAAACUGUCAAACCUCAGUGAAAUUGUCAUCUUUUUUUCAAUGGAACUUUGAAACUUAAGAAAAAUUUGUAUUUAAACUAGGUACAUAACAUAACAACUCGAUAUUUAAUUGAUCAGAUUUUCUGACCACCCAUAUUUGUUGAAAUUGCUUCUAGGGAUUAAAACUAUUAAAUGGAGGUUUCCUCAUGCAGCUGGUUUAGUUUUGUUCCAUUGUUGACUAAUAGGUUAUGUAGGUAUACAUGUUUAAAUUGUGAGAAUAUAGUCUUGAAAAAAGAUUUUACUCUAGGGGAGACCUGUAGAAGGCCUUAAAACUGGAGGGGAGCAGAAACAUUAAGAAAAAAAGAAUAGGGAGUACAUGUCCCCAGUGUCUCUGUGCUACAGAGAGUGUAAUGAGCUAAAAAUAACACAAACCAAAUUAAAUUUGCCAGUUUUUUUCUGAUAGUUUCAUUAUGCUAUUGCAGUGUAAGGAACCUAUGGACUUGUUUUAAUAUAUUUGCAUGCUUUUGUGGGUUCAACCAGACAUACAAGUAUCUGAAUUAAUUAUUAUUAAAUUAAGUUUGUUCUACACGUUCUAAAUUGGCAAUGAAAGAGAAUGACAAAUUAUACCAGCACCAGGCGUAUAUUGGGCAGAUUAUAAGCACAAACUUUUAGGUUGUCGAAAGACAAUGAAACCAGUCUUUGAUGAAAUGCAACUGAGAAACGUAUUCUCACAUUCCCCUACUCAAUUCAUUGGCUUGUUUUUGUCCUCUAUAUUGCCGUUCUAAUAAAACUUGUAUAGUUGAUUGGUAGAGGGCAUCAAAAGUAUGCAAAUAAAUACUUUCUGUAGUUUUAGUACUCCUGAUGUAAAAUUGGAACAAAUCAGGUACAGAAAGACAACAGAAACAUGUCUCACUUGCGGUACAAAAGUGUGACAUUUAGGGCACUCUUUGAGCUCACAGUACAGAGCAGGCCUGGUGAAUUCCUUCACCCUCUGGUGGAAACUAGUACCUUAGCAUACCUAUCUGUGGUAUCUGUUGAUGACAAUGGUGUGUAGAUUUCAGGGGCCGGUUGCACAAAGCUUGGAUAAACCUUAUCCACCGGUUAAAUCCUUCUCCAGCGGAUAAAACGUAUCCGAGUGGCGUGAUUCGGUUGCACAACGCCCGAAUUAAAGUUAUUCAGCGAUUAAAGUUAUCCGGAUGAUAGAGUUCGGAUAAAAUCUUAUCCACCAAAUAAAUGUGAAGGAAAAACAAAAA
Molecule: messenger RNA, 4611 nt
Organism: Nematostella vectensis (starlet sea anemone)
Lineage: Eukaryota; Metazoa; Cnidaria; Anthozoa; Actiniaria; Edwardsiidae
Product: MAP7 domain-containing protein 1
Exons: 5
Coding region: 229-2424 (731 amino acids)
Biological process (GO): microtubule cytoskeleton organization
Cellular component (GO): microtubule cytoskeleton
Source: RefSeq, a predicted model, not a curated record